Molecule: messenger RNA, 2193 nt
Organism: Lithohypha guttulata
Lineage: Eukaryota; Fungi; Ascomycota; Eurotiomycetes; Chaetothyriales; Trichomeriaceae
Exons: 2
Coding region: 1-2193 (730 amino acids)
Source: RefSeq, a predicted model, not a curated record
AUGAACAAGCCUAUCGUUGGUCCUGAUCCAGCUUCGGCCCUUCUAGCACUCAAGCUACGUAUGGACACCUGGAGAGUGCGGUCGGUCGAUAACCUUGCAGAACUCUAUCAAUAUGCUAAGGCCCAGGGCUACGGCGAUCUAGGCGACAUGCAGCUGUUCCUCAGUAACCAUCUGCGUGGCUUGACAUCACCACCAACAGGGUACAAGCUUGUAUCGCACCAAAAUCAACCUGUCAACUCAACUACAGAGACAGCUAGACCUGGUUCCAAGAAGUCCGUGUUCAAACGAUUUCAUGAUAAGAUACGGGGUCGGCGGGCAAUGCAGGAGUCUGACCAAUUCAUAGAGAUGACCUCAACGCCUGCAAUAUCUAUUAUUGAGGCUGAGAAUGUCGUGAUGUCUGGUGCAAUAUCACCAUCAGAGGAAGUCAAGCUUUCUAUCGGCACAACGACGAGUGCAAAUCUGCUCAAUAGAUCGUCAUCAGCUAGUGGACAUGAGCGCCAAAGGAUGGCACCUUUACGGCCAACCAUGUCGACAGUUCUGAGAUCGAACCAGCGUGAUCAUCGGACAUAUUCUAUGCCAAUCCUUCCCAGUGGUAGCAUAGACAAUGUGAGCCGUGAGCUGGAAAAACGAUCUUCAUGGAUUCAAAACCUGACCAAGGAGCACUAUCAGCCGCCUGCCAACACGGUCACAUUGUCCCAAGCACCUCCAGAACCACUUGCAGCUUCGAAUAUGAAGUUCAACCUGCCUCUAGUUCCUCCACUUCCACCUAUGUCUCCAGCACGAACAAUGGCUCAGGGGCGUAGAGCGAGCUUAAGCUUGUCGAGGCCUCCGUCGCCAAUUAUGGAAGAGGACCUGGUUGUUAGUGGUCAGUCCGCGCAAGGGAAGCCCCCUACACUACCGCCUCAGAACCCAAGAAGAUUUAACGUUUUCGCCACCACUAUCAAGGACGCAACGAGGUCCUUGAGCAAAGCUCACCAUGCCCAUACAACUCCAGUAUCCACUGCUUUAGAGGUCCAGGCCGGUUCAAAAGAGUGCAAGCAUGCUCUUCUGCCGUCACACGUGUUCUUCAGCUGCAAAACAUGUGGACGGCUAAAGUCAAAUGGCUCAACCAUCGACUUGGCCCAACCGAAGACACAAGCAGUGAAUAUGAAGCACGGUCGCAGUCUCUCACUUGACCUCGAGAGGCAGCGACGUGGAUCAGAGCAGAAUACGGAAGAGCAGCGACUUAUGGACCUAAAGCGAGUCCUGGAACUCAAGCAGUUGGAGCGAGCCUGGUCUCUGACUCGAUUUCCUAGCCUGCGGAAACGGGACGAACAGGCGGCUGUCGCAGCCCCAAAAGCUGCGGAGAAGCCCUCAAUACCCCUACGGACUGCAGCUGAGAAGGAGCCUUUGGCUAGAAGCAGUCCGUCCAAUUACGGCAACAGGUCGGCACCAAAUCUCAAUACUAGGCCAGAAUAUAAUCUUAUGCAACGACCUUUUCCACCGUUAAAUAGCACACCUUUACAGAUGACUAGUUCUGGAGGCACCUCCCAAACCACUGCAAGUCUGACAGAGUCGCCUACAGAGCUUCCAACACCAGUUUCAGUGGCUGAACCUUACUCUGUCAACACAGUAGGCAGCAGCAUGGGACUCGUCAGCAGCCGUAACAAGGAGAUGCCACCAGUUUCAAUUCUUCGAGCUCAAGGAGGUGACCAGGGAUUGCUCUCUAGAAUUCUGGCUAACCCCAAGGCUAUCGAUGGCCACCGUGUACCGCUGGACGAAAUGGUCCUUUGCACCAACGACGAGAGAAUCAUCGACAGCAUUUUGGCAGAUAUCUCUGCAGACAGCGAACCAUAUUCUACUGAUACAGAGACCUCAAAGUGGCCAUAUGUUCGACAGGAGACGUAUGAGGCAGAUCUCCACGAUGAACCAGGUUCGAUGACAAUACUCACCACUGCCGAAAGCAACGACAGAGUAGCUUCCAAAGAUGUGGUGAAGAAAAGCUUAAGAAAUAGUCUGAGAUUAUGGAGCAUGAAAAAGAGCACGCAAGUGUCAAGUCCUACACAGGAUUCGACUCAGACUCAAGCCAAUGUUCUCAUCCUGGAUAGCUCCGGAACUUUCUCGACCUUGGCUUCACCAAUCGACGAUGGUAUGGAUUACUGGCAAGAGAAAAUGAUGGAGAGGGCUAGAACACCGAUGUGCGAACUGCCUUGA